AUGCAGUCCAUGCAUAGACAAUUCGGAAAGCUCAUGAACAAGAGCCCUGGUGACAACGCCAAAAUCGCCGCAAUUCUUCAUGACUACGAAGACGCAGACAAUCUGCUGGGGAAGAUCAUCGAAAAUACCAAGCAGCUUCGUGACUCUUGGGUGGCUGUCGGAACUACUCAGUGGGCCAUCGUCAAAGAAUACGAAGGGUUGUACGAUCCCAUUCUCGGUGCUACCGAAGGUCAUGGCCGACCUAGCAUUGCUACCCCUCAACAGCAACUCGACCGAACUUUCAAGCUCCGUGAAGCUUACUCUGAUCUCAAAGACGAGUUGAUUGAAGAAGUCGCAGCCAUCGACGCCCAAGUCAUCCGUCCUGCUACCGAGGCCCGCGACUAUCUGCAACCCAUCCGGAAGACCAUUAAGAAGCGUGAGAACAAGAGGCUUGAUUAUGAAAAAGCAGAGGACAAGGUGAAGAAGCUACAGAAGAAGACUGGAAGAACGCCCAAGGAGGAUGCAGCGCUGUCCAAAGCAGAGUUCGACAUGUCUUGUGCUUCGGAGUCCUCACUCGCGGACCCCAUCAGGCAUGACGUCGAGCGGCGAGGCCACCACCCCCACACCUCGAAUUGUGCGAAUUCCUUCAUCUAA
Molecule: messenger RNA, 633 nt
Organism: Colletotrichum chrysophilum
Lineage: Eukaryota; Fungi; Ascomycota; Sordariomycetes; Glomerellales; Glomerellaceae
Exons: 3
Coding region: 1-633 (210 amino acids)
Biological process (GO): plasma membrane tubulation; endocytosis; actin cortical patch localization
Cellular component (GO): actin cortical patch; medial cortex; Rvs161p-Rvs167p complex
Molecular function (GO): lipid binding; protein binding
Source: RefSeq, a predicted model, not a curated record